ACAGUAGAGGUAAGCUGUUUGUUCUGGUCGCAGGAAGAACAUCAAGGAGAUCCAGACAACAACAACAACAACAACAAUGAAAAGCGAGACCAAGAGGAGGCUGAGGGAGAGGUGUCGCCUGAGGACGGACAUCUUCAAGGAGUUCCUGGCGGAGUUUCUGGGGAUAUUUGUCCUGAUACUCUUUGGAUGUGGUUCAGUGGCCCAGGCGGUGCUCAGUAGAGGGGCUCUCGGGGAGCCCAUGAGCAUCCACAUAGGCUUCACCAUAGGAGUCAUGAUGGGCGUCUACGUAUCAGCAGGAGUGUCAGGAGGCCACGUGAACCCGGCAGUCUCUCUGGCCAUGGUGAUCCUGGGGAAGCUGCCACUGAAGAAGCUCCCUGUGUACCUGGUGGCUCAGUUCCUGGGUGCUUUCACUGGAUCCUGUGCCGUCUAUACGUUGUACUAUGAUGCUUUGAUGGACUAUAGCGACGGAGAAUUAUUUGUUACUGGUGCCAAUGCCACAGCCAACAUCUUUGCAUCUUAUCCUGCCAAACAUCUCUCCCUCCUAAAUGGGUUUGUGGAUCAGGUCUACUCAGCUGGCGCUCUGGUCCUGUGCAUCCUGGCCAUCACUGACAAGAAGAACAGUGGUGUCCCAAAAGGCAUGGAGCCUCUGCUCAUCGGCUUGGCCAUCAUGGGCAUCGGAGUGGCCAUGGGACUGAACUCUGGCUAUCCCCUAAACCCAGCCCGAGACCUCGGCCCACGGGUCUUCACGGCUGUGGCCGGCUGGGGCCCGGAUGUCUUCAGAGCUGGAGGCUGCUGGUGGUGGAUCCCUGUGGUAGGGCCCAUGGUUGGCGGAGCAGUCGCAGCCUGCAUUUACUGUCUCUUCAUUAAGUUUCACCACCAAGAGACGGAAAAACCGGAGGAGAACAACAUCCAGGACCAAUAUGGAAUGAUAACCUUGAGUUAAAAAAAUCUUCCUCUAGCUCACUGUUUUUUUUUACAUUUCUAAGAUACAAUCACAGCUGAUUGUUUAAUACAAGGCAUGCAUGUCCAGCAAUAUGAUGCAUGUAGAUCUAUAGUAUGCUGAUGUGAGUUGGGAUAAAUGUUGUUGGUUACAUAGGCAUAUAUAUUUGAGAUUAUAUUGUAUUGUAUUGAAUAUUCUGCAACAACACGUUGUGAAGCCUUAUUUGGCAACUCGACAAUCACAUAUAUUUUUAUUUAUUUGUCUUUUGUUCUUUUGUGAAAGAACAACAAUUGUGAAAGAAGUCAAUUAAUGUGAGUGUCCAUUUAACUUCAAACCCUUUAUGUGGCCUACAUUUGAGUCAGAGUCAUUACAAUGUGCAUAUUUGAAAAGAUGUUUAAGUUUAUUUGAUUGAAUCUUGUUUUUUUACAUGUUGCUCUCACUAUGUUAUUCUUUCACGGCGUAUUAUUAAGGUAUAGUUACUUUCUCAAGUAUUCUUUCUAGUAUUCUUUUUUUCUUUCAAAUGAUUCAGUGUAUCCUAUAUUGAACAAAAAUUGUGUUUUGUUCACACUUGUUAUGUAGGUUUUCUAAAAAUUACAAAUAAGCAGAAGUUUAGCUAAAUAUAUUGCUGUGACAGUAUGGGAAAGCUCCCCUCCCAUUGUUUGCAUACAACUCACAUGUGUGCAUUAGGCACGUUGUAGAGACGACUGGGACAUUUGAACCGAACACAGCCAUCAUUGAAGUUAAUUCGAAUAAUUUUGAAUGAUUUUAUUUUCAGUUUACACUCGAAUCGGGAAAGAAUAUGAAAAACAAAUGAUUCUUUAAAUGAUGUUGAUGUCUUACUCUCAUAAUGUCCUACGUCCCCUGUGGGAACUUUAACAUUCAUUUCCUGGGGACUAAGCAUAAUCCUAACCCCUAUUUACCUAACACUAUAUUCAAAGGCCAAAACUGAGGCAAAAGCUUUGUCCUAAACUGGACGAGACAUAACCAAUUGACAUAUAUCCCCCAAAUGUAGCUUUGUUGUUAUAGUCAAGCACCCCAGUAGGUCAAUGCAUGGCCAGGAAUCAUCAAUUGAAUUAAAGCAGUGAUACAUAAAUAUUUAAACGAAGACAAGUGGAAGAGCUUACAUAACUUUUCACAGUUCAGUGGUUUUAAGGGCUUUUCCCGCAGAGCACAUCCUUUCUUUGACUUAGAUAAUAUCUGCUUCACAUUAAUGAUGGAUGACACGAGCUACGAGUUUUCUGUCUUUAUUCUGUUUCCUCUAGACAUGAUUUAUAGUAUUAUGGAUUGAGAGCAUACAAUCACUGUCGUAUUUGUAUGCAUUUUACUUUACCACGCUGGAUGAGUAUCAAAACACUGUGUUUGAACACACAUGGGCGCUCAAACACACACACGCACGCGCACACAGGCACACACGCACGCAAACACGCACAAAUUAUUUGGAAAAGCAAAGGUUCCUCUUGUUGCUUUUCAGAACUGUUCACCUGUGGAUGUGACAUCACACAUUAGACAAACUGUGACUUUAACUCUUUGGCUGCUGAACUGAAUUGAGCCUUUACAGAAAGUCGUGUGUUUACAGUGUGAGAUGUUAUUCGGUUCAUGGUAAAUGUCACCUGAGCCUGAACUAUGAAAACAAUGUGCCUGCGUGUGUUUAUAUGUGUGAAUACUGAGCUGAUAUACUGUCUUUUGGUUAUACAUCGUAUAAUACAAAUAUAGUUAUUCAACAAUGCCAGUUCGAGUAUUAAUGUGUGUGUACAUCAGGGCUGGUAAAUUAGACAUUAUCAAGAAUUACCGCAAUAUCAUCAAUAUUUCCAAAGUUCAACGCAUUGUCUAAACACAGUGUGGAACAUAGCUGGUCCACCUCAUAUUUAUAAAAAAAACAAAUUGCAUCCAUCUUUAAACUCAGCAGAAAUAAUAAUGUGACAUUAAUGAUGAUGAUGCAUUCAUUGAGCUACAUUCACUAGUAUUCAAAUUUUAGCCUCUGCACAUCAAGAUAAAUUGUGGGGAAUUUGUAUUUAAUUGUUUUUUGUGUAAAAAAAUAAAGAUUGAUUA
This is a messenger RNA of Platichthys flesus (European flounder), 2989 nucleotides long. RefSeq names its product aquaporin 9b (gene aqp9b). NCBI's taxonomy places the organism in Eukaryota, Metazoa, Chordata, Actinopteri, Pleuronectiformes, Pleuronectidae. Gene Ontology annotation, molecular function: urea transmembrane transporter activity; glycerol channel activity; water channel activity. Gene Ontology annotation, biological process: water transport; glycerol transmembrane transport. The record is from RefSeq and is a predicted model, not a curated record. The coding region runs from base 77 to 943 and encodes 288 amino acids. The transcript has 6 exons. Gene Ontology annotation, cellular component: basolateral plasma membrane; plasma membrane.